CCAAAGCCAGCGACAGAGUAUCCAGAGUAGCCAGAGCAGACAGCAGCCAGCAGUCAGCGUCAGCGCCAGCGUCCAACUGAACGGACUGAGGUUCCGUUUUGUAUCGUUCGCAUUCGCAUUCGCAUUCGAAUCAAGUUUGGCACUCCACACAUUCCACAUUCAUUCGCCAUUCAUUCGACAUUCGCGCGCCCGCUUCUGGUUAUUUUUAUAGUCGGUCGAGCGAACUAGACUUGUGCUCGGGACCGUUGCCGCAAGCGUACCCCGCAGUCGUCUCUCUGUCGGUUCAGCUGCCUUUUGUUUGUUUGUUAUUGUUGCCUUUGUUUAUUGGUGCGUGUCUUUAGUUUGCGCUCGUUUGCUUUGAGCCGUUUUUUCGUAACUGAAGAGCGGGGCGGAGAACAGGAGUGCGACGAGGGCAUAAUUAAAUUAAAAUUUACUCACAAGACACUCACACACACACAAACACACACCCACACACACACGGCAGAGGCAACUAAUCACAUUACCAGCCAUCAGGCGUUGACAUCGACGGCGGCAGUCGACCAGCAACGGAACCAGAAGACAUUCACAGUCUGUGUUGCAUAGUUUUUGGCGCGCGACAUACACACGACCUCUUAACGAAAAUUGAAAACUUUCCAUUUCGGACAUCCUAAGUUCAGGUCUACUUCCCGAGCGAAGCGAUCAAAUUAUAAACUCUUCUGUCUGGGGUGGUAUGUGGAUAAAUUUUAGCCGCCAUGGAUCCCAGUGCUCUACAAAACAUGGAUCGGGACGCAUUAAAGAAGCAAAUCGAGAAUAUGAAAUAUCAGGCCUCCAUGGAGCGCUGGCCGUUAUCUAAAAGCAUUGCUGAAAUGCGCUCGUUUAUUGAGGAGAACGAGAAGAAUGAUCCAUUGAUUAAUGCUCCGGAUAAAAAGAACAAUCCGUGGGCUGAAAAGGGCAAAUGUAUCAUCAUGUAA
Messenger RNA from Drosophila novamexicana, 950 nucleotides. RefSeq names its product guanine nucleotide-binding protein subunit gamma-e (gene Ggamma30A). Lineage: Eukaryota; Metazoa; Arthropoda; Insecta; Diptera; Drosophilidae. The record is from RefSeq and is a predicted model, not a curated record. Gene Ontology annotation, biological process: sensory perception of taste; phospholipase C-activating G protein-coupled receptor signaling pathway. Gene Ontology annotation, molecular function: G-protein beta-subunit binding. Bases 732 to 950 code for a protein of 72 amino acids. Gene Ontology annotation, cellular component: heterotrimeric G-protein complex. The transcript is spliced from 3 exons.